UUCAUGUGCUCCAACAUUUCCAAUUACAUAUAAUGCUAUGGGAGUUCUGAAGUAAUAACUAUUCAACUCAUACAUAUGUGCAACUAGAAACUUUCAUGAGACACGUAAUAAAUUUCAAAUCCUUGUGGAAUUUCGAGACAAGAAUUUUAAAAAAAUACUUAGGUAGCCGUAUCGACAGCAACGAUUUCUUUUUUUGAAAAUAUGACACAAACUACAAGUAUGAUCAGAUUUUCUUGUUGGACAACUAAAGAUAUUCCAAACUUAACCGGAAAGAUUGCAAUUGUUACUGGAGGAACAAGAGGCAUCGGGCUCUGCACUGCUAUUGGACUAGUGUCUGCUGGAGCGGAUGUCAUAAUUAUUGGAAGCAAUUCGAAAAAUGGGGACAAUGCUGUUUCCCUUAUCAAAAGUAAAUUUCAGACUGCCAGAAUCACAUACUCAAAAGUUGAUUUUGGAAGUCUGGAAGAAAUUGGUGAAUUUGCAAGGUGGUUUAAUGGGAUGGGUGUUGGACUAGAUAUUUUAGUAAACAAUGCUGGAAUUUACCCAUGGGGAAGAUUACAGAAGACCGUGGAUGGGAUUGAAUCAACUUUUGGAAUAAAUCACUUAGCCCCGUUUGCUUUAACGGCUCAAUUACUCCCGUCACUUCGAAGAUCAGUAUUCCCUAGGAUUGUAAAUGUAUCCAGCACAUGUUCCUACUAUGCAAAUAUCCAAUUCGAUGACCUACAAUAUGCAAAGGCGAAAUAUUUUACUUUCUACCAUGUGUACGCACAAUCCAAGCUCGCGAACUUAUUGUUUACUUCCGAGCUACAAAAAAUGAGUGAUAAGAAUGGGUGGGGCUUAUCAGUUGUAUCUGCUUCACCUGGGUUAACAAGGUCUGACAUGUUACAAGCAGCCAUCGAUCGACACCCUAUUUUUGGGUUACUUUUCAAGUGGACACUACAACCUUGGAUUACCCACAGUGUAGAGGAAGGGGCCAAAUAUUUGUUAUUCGCUGCUACAUCCAGUGAUGCAGUACCCGGUGAAUUCUAUGGUCCUACUAAAUUUAAAACCUGCACUGGUCCAAUAAACGUUAUCCCAAAGCCUGUCAUAGUUGAUGAUCCCCAAAUUGCCGAACGUCUCUGGAAAGUUUCUGAAGAGCUUGUUGGUAUUAAAUGGACAUAAUUGCUACAAUUUCUUCUAUUCAGAUAUCGACAAAUUUCCUUAUUGCAAACUUUAAUAUGAAUUUCUAUCAGAUAUAAUUUAUCAGCAUUA
Messenger RNA from Folsomia candida, 1248 nucleotides. RefSeq names its product retinol dehydrogenase 12. Bases 202 to 1158 code for a protein of 318 amino acids. The transcript is spliced from 4 exons. The record is from RefSeq and is a predicted model, not a curated record. Lineage: Eukaryota; Metazoa; Arthropoda; Collembola; Entomobryomorpha; Isotomidae.